CAACUUCAAAACUUUCAUCGUCCAGCAUGACGAUCACUUGGGGCACAGUCAAGUCCCUUCUUUUGUUCUUUGGCCCGAUUCUGCUUCCCAAAGCAAUCGCAUAUUACCGCUCUGUUCGCGCUGCACCUAGCAUUCACGGCAUUCCCAUACGACCUAUACCUCCAGCAGUACAACGAGCUCUCCUCAUCCUCCUCAUUACCUCGCUAUCCUUUCUCAUAAGAACACUUCCAAACUUCGCCCCCGAAAACAUAUUCGCUAUAACAGCAUCGCGUCUCCAAAUCCCAACCGAUGUACUCUUCACACGUCUUUCCGGCCUACGACCUCAAGGCCUAUCGCCUACCGAUCAGCUACUGAGGACUAAGAUUGGAUCUCUAGAAGGCCGUCUCCAAUACUUCCGGUUCGGCCCAGACGUUCUCAGCGAAUGUCAAUUCUGCAAUCCAGAUGAUCCGAAUUCCUACCUCUACUACGCGCUCCCAGGUAUAUUGAUACCGCACAUUUUCAACCUUUGCGUCCUGGCUCUUGUAACCAGUGGUCUCUUCACUGGAAAAGAGGGAGCAAUAUGGAGAACAACGGGGACCAUUGCAGCAAUAGCAGUUGCGAUCAUGGAGGUAUAUUUCGUUAGCUCUUACAACUAUCAAGGGAAUUCAAGGGCCACAAGAGUAGAGGACCUCGAUUUCUUCUACUGGAAGAUGCGGAUCUAUCGAGGAGUUGCACUUGCUGCCCUCGACGGCAUUCUCGGAUGGGUCCUCUACCUAUCAAGCACGAACAGAGCAUUCUUGACUCCGCCAAGCACAGCCGAACGGAUAGAAACCUCGUCUCGGAUUCUAGACAUGGCGAGAAGUAAAAUGGGUGCCACAGGAGUAUUACGAAAUACCAUUGUAAGAAACGAAGCGCUGAGAGGCAGAAGUCAGGAUUACUGGAUUCAUGAAGGACAGGUAACGAGAGCUGUUAUGGAAGAGAGAGAAGUGGUGCAAAGUGUCCAGAACGCAUUGGAGAAUAGAAUCAACAUCGCGACUAUAUCAGCGGAUGCGGAUACUUAUGCGCAGAAUAUCAUGGCGCCGUUGCAGGCUAUGCAGCAGGCGAAUGGGGCUACUUAGAUUUUUUGCAGGUAGAAUGAGU
Mollisia scopiformis is the source of this 1119-nucleotide messenger RNA. RefSeq lists its product as uncharacterized. Bases 27 to 1097 code for a protein of 356 amino acids. Lineage: Eukaryota; Fungi; Ascomycota; Leotiomycetes; Helotiales; Mollisiaceae. The record is from RefSeq and is a predicted model, not a curated record. The transcript has 2 exons.